Molecule: messenger RNA, 459 nt
Organism: Rhodofomes roseus
Lineage: Eukaryota; Fungi; Basidiomycota; Agaricomycetes; Polyporales; Fomitopsidaceae
Product: prefoldin subunit 6
Exons: 3
Coding region: 1-459 (152 amino acids)
Biological process (GO): chaperone-mediated protein complex assembly; protein folding
Cellular component (GO): prefoldin complex; cytoplasm
Molecular function (GO): protein-folding chaperone binding
Source: RefSeq, a predicted model, not a curated record
AUGAGCACCUCCCUUGCUGCACUGCAGGACCGCCUCCAGAGCGCGUCGGCAGACUUCCAGAAGAUCCAGAAUGACAUGGCCACCGCCGUAGAUGCCCGCCAGCGCCUCGAGGCCCAGCAGUCCGAGAACGAGCUCGUCAAAAAGGCUUGUCCGCCGUGCACGAUCCGCACGACCCGCCCGCUCACCGCUUUGUCUGUGCAGGAAUUCGCCACGCUGACUGACAGGAAUACGGUGUACAAGCUCGUCGGGCCCGUCCUUGUGCAGCAGGACCAAGCCGAGGCGAAGGCGAACGUCGACAAGCGACUGGAGUUCAUUCAGAGUGAAAUUAAACGGAUAGAAGGUCAGAUCAAGGACUAUGAGGAGAAAGCAGACAAGAAGAAACUUGAGCUCGUUGAGAUCCAGGGAGCGCUGCAACAACAGCUGAAGACGCAGGCUCCGCCGACCGCCGUUGCUGCAUGA